This is a messenger RNA of Tigriopus californicus, 1651 nucleotides long. RefSeq names its product glycogen synthase kinase-3 beta-like. Gene Ontology annotation, biological process: negative regulation of canonical Wnt signaling pathway; signal transduction; protein phosphorylation. The coding region runs from base 1 to 1416 and encodes 471 amino acids. The transcript has 2 exons. Gene Ontology annotation, cellular component: cytoplasm; nucleus; cytosol. The record is from RefSeq and is a predicted model, not a curated record. NCBI's taxonomy places the organism in Eukaryota, Metazoa, Arthropoda, Copepoda, Harpacticoida, Harpacticidae. Gene Ontology annotation, molecular function: protein serine/threonine kinase activity; ATP binding.
AUGCAGUACCAGGGGUGUGGGUGUCUAUGCGUGAUUCGAAGAUUCAUUGAAUUGAUUGAACGUUGGAUCAUCACCAUCAUGAGUAAUCGACCUCGCACCACGUCCUUCGUGGAGGGCAGUAAAGCGGCCAAUACCAAUUUCGGUGGUCUCAAGAUCUCUUCCAAGGAUGGGAGCAAGGUGAUGACGGUGAUAGCCAGUCCGGGCCAAGGGCCUGAUCGAUCGACCGAGGUCUCCUAUACCGAUACCAAGGUCAUAGGCAAUGGAAGUUUCGGAGUGGUGUACCAAGCCAAAUUAUGCGAGACGGGCGAGAUGGUGGCCAUCAAAAAGGUGUUGCAGGACAAGCGGUUCAAAAAUCGCGAACUCCAAAUCAUGCGACGCCUCGAGCACUGCAACAUAGUCAAGCUCAUGUACUUUUUCUACACGUCAGGCGAAAAGAAAGACGAGAUCUAUUUAAACCUGGUCCUGGAAUUCAUUCCCGAGACGCUUUACAAGGUGGCCCGUCAGUACUCGAAGAGUAAACACACCAUCCCCGUCACGUUCAUCAAACUGUACAUGUACCAGCUGUUCCGUAGCUUGGCCUACAUCCAUUCUCAGGGUAUCUGUCAUCGCGACAUCAAGCCCCAGAAUUUGCUCCUGGAUCCGGAUUCGGGCAUCCUCAAGCUCUGCGACUUUGGGAGCGCCAAGCACCUGGUGCGGGGCGAGCCCAACGUUUCGUACAUCUGCUCGCGAUACUACCGCGCUCCCGAGCUCAUCUUCGGGGCCACGGAUUACACAACCAAUAUUGACGUGUGGAGCGCCGGUUGCGUGUUCGCCGAGCUCAUGUUAGGACAGCCCAUAUUUCCUGGGGACUCCGGCGUCGAUCAGUUGGUCGAGAUCAUCAAAGUGCUGGGUACGCCCACACGAGAGCAGAUCAAGGAAAUGAACCCCAACUACACAGAGUUCAAGUUUCCUCAAAUUAAGGCUCAUCCGUGGCAGAAGGUGUUCCGCGCUCGCACCUCCCCCGAGGCCAUCGAUCUGGUGUCCAGACUCCUGGAGUACACACCCUCGGCCCGAAUCACCCCCUUGCAGGCAUGUGCCCACACUUUCUUUGAUGAAUUAAGAGAGCCGGGCACCAAGUUGCCCAAUUCGAGAGACUUGCCACCUCUGUUCAACUUCACGGAAAAUGAACUGAAGAUCCAGCCCUCGCUUAACAGUCAGCUUGUCCCAGCUCACUUGUCCCAAGCGGGCAGCGGAGCCUCGGCCUCAGGAUCGAUCUCGGGGGCUGGAGGAGUCGGUGAGGCGGCGGGUGGCCCAGGGGCGUCCAUUGAGGAUGCCGGGGGUGUCGGAGGAGGGGCGGGAAAAGACUCGGCCAUGGCUCAAGGAUCCCCGAACAGUUCCAAUGCUCCACAUGUUGGAGGUGGCAACAGCGCGAGUUGAAGAGCGUCAAAGGCGCGGACAAAUCUUUCGAAGAAUGAAACUUAGACAAAACAUGAAAAGAAACAACACGAAGAAGAAGAAGAAAAAUAAUGCUAGAAAACACACCUCUUUCGUCUCAUAUUAUUAUUCCUACCACUAUCAUUUCCUUUCCUGGUAUAAUAUUUAACUUGUUUUUGACAUUGAAUGAGCAUUUAGUGCUUCACUCUUGAGUUGAAAAUACACGACAAAAAGCGUU